AUGUCAAAGUUCCCUGCUCGCGGAUUUCCGCUUCGUACCAUCGGCGGACUUCGCUAUGGAGUGGCUGCAGCAAGCGCAGCCAAUCUCAGUGUUGCUCCUCAAAGUCGUGCUGCAUCCACUUCACGUCUUUCGCCGUUGUUCGGAGGUUCAUCGAAGAGUGUUCUUCGACCUACUGCCGUCAUACGGAGUGUUAGACUUCUCUGUUCAGGAAAUCUCCCGUCGCAUAAGCGUGUGGCACUGCCUGCCCUGUCUCCCACCAUGGAGAUGGGUACGGUAAUCAGCUGGCAGAAGAAAGAAGGUGAUCAGUUGAGCGAAGGUGAUUUGCUAUGCGAAAUUGAGACCGACAAGGCCACCAUGGGGUUCGAGACACCUGAGGAAGGCUAUCUUGCAAAAAUCAUUAUCCAGGAAGGCUCCAAGGACGUUCCAAUAGGAAAGUUGCUUUGCAUUAUUGUUGAAAAAGAGGAAGACGUGGCGGCGUUCAAGGAGUUCAAAGAUGACGGGGCCUCAGCGGCCCCUCCUGCGGCAGAGGCAUCUGCCCCAGCUUCACCACAACCACCACCAAAACCAGCUGCAAAGGCUGAGCCACCACCUCCUCCACCGGCUGCAGAAAGCACGCCAGCGCCUUCCUCACCUCCGCCCGUUUCUCAAGGUGGACGUGUAGGCGCCACUCCUUUUGCGAAGAAGCUUGCCAAAGAACGAGGAGUGGAUAUCAGUGGGGUGACUGGUUCAGGACCUGGCGGACGUGUUCUUGCAGCCGAUCUUGCUAAAGCGCCUGAUAGUGCACCUGCUCAAGCUGCAUCAACUCCUCCUCCACCGGGUGCAGAUUACACAGAUAUUCCACUUUCGAACAUGCGUCGUACAAUUGCCAAGCGUUUGACGGCAAGCAAAACAACUAUCCCCCACUACUAUCUUACUGCCGAGAUAAAUAUUGACUCGUUGCUCAAGGUCCGCGAAAAGUUGAAUACACUGCUGGCUCAAGGAACCUCUGGUGGUAAAACGAAGAUUUCCGUGAAUGACUUCAUUGUUAAGGCAUCCGCUUUGGCCUGCUUGCGCGUGCCAGAAGCGAACAGCUUCUGGAUGGACUCGUUUAUUCGACAAAACAAUUCUGUGGAUGUAAGCGUAGCUGUGAGCACUCCUGCAGGAUUGAUUACUCCAAUUGUAUUCAACGCACAUGCGAAGGGUCUUGCUACGAUAUCGAGCGAGAUUAAGGAUUUGGCAGCUCGUGCCAAAGAUGGGAAGCUGCAACCGAACGAGUUCCAGGGAGGUACCUUCACUGUUUCAAAUCUUGGCAUGUUCGGCAGUGUUACCGAUUUCACGGCCAUCAUCAAUCCCCCUCAAUCAUGCAUUCUUGCCAUAGGUGGUGCCGAGACGAAACUGGUCCCGUGCGAGGAGCAGGGAUACCGUAGCGUGAAAGUGAUGAAAGUGACACUAUCAUGUGAUCAUCGUGUUGUAGACGGAGCAAUCGGAGCUGUUUGGUUGCGUCAUUUCAAGGAGUUCCUGGAGAAGCCACACACCAUGCUUCUCUAG
Ostertagia ostertagi is the source of this 1527-nucleotide messenger RNA. NCBI's taxonomy places the organism in Eukaryota, Metazoa, Nematoda, Chromadorea, Rhabditida, Trichostrongylidae. The record is from the annotation of a GenBank genome assembly.